AUGGCAUUGCAUUUGCGACGGCGCCAACCCUCCCUCCUCGACGCAGUUGUGUCGUCCUUGCCCGCGCGAGUCGUGGCAAAUGCCGGGCUGGAACCAUCUCAGGCUUCCUUACCCGCAUUCUCGCCCGCCCAGGAACCAGGGUUCACUCGCGGGUCUGAAAAGCCGGCAGCCCCCAGCGCCUCACCAAGCACAUCUUCAGGAGCCCUUCCCGCACUUGUUGUCGCAACCCUCGUCGUACUCAUCAUCGCCAUCGUUGGCGUAAUCGUCCUCAUUAUGCUUCGACGCCAGCGACGGCAACGCCGGGCCCAGCGAUUGGCGUUCAUUCGCCCAUUCGUUCUUCCGCCAGAGUCAGAUGAUCUGGAGAAAGGCUCAGCGUUGCUGAUUGAGAAGGAGGAGAACGAGGCACCAUCGCGGAGAGAUAGCGAUGCCUCGGCAACCAUCUCUAUCUAUUCCGCUGCUAGCGCCGGGACAACGCGAAGCACGCGCGGCAUUUCCCCACCCUUCCCGGUCGCGAAAGCCGCAUCAUUCAAGUUGAAUGUCCCGCCAACCGCGACAACUCGGGAUUCGACGCCAGCCAUGCACGGUCCACCCCCGCCCUUGCGUUCCCCUCCUGCCGCCACCACGCGCGAUUCGACUCCGGCGAUGCACGGUCCGGAAAGCCCCGGGCCGGUGCCGUUUCCAUUUCCUCCGCCACCGAUCCCAGACUCGGAGCCCACAUCGAAGCGGCGCGAGGCGUAUCUAGCACGCCAGCUUGCGCGGCUCACGAUGACGAACAAGCGGCCGCUGAGCAGCGGUGACCAGUCACUGAUGUUCAGCCCGCUGUCGUCGGUGCCGCCCGACUUUGUGAGCGGGGACAUGCGCAGGGCGUCGGUGGCGACAACUGCGACUGCGACUGUGGUGGGGAGGAAGUCGAUGAGGUUCCAGAGGCUGACGUUGUCGAGGCCGGCAGGUCGCUAUUCGGAGCGGGAGUCGGUGUCGUUUUCGGAGUGGGCGAAGACGCUGGUGUCGCCGCGGUGA
Molecule: messenger RNA, 1017 nt
Organism: Mycena indigotica
Lineage: Eukaryota; Fungi; Basidiomycota; Agaricomycetes; Agaricales; Mycenaceae
Exons: 2
Coding region: 1-1017 (338 amino acids)
Source: RefSeq, a predicted model, not a curated record